AUGGAUAAGUACCUUUCAAGCGAGGUCCCACCCAUCCCAAUGAUACCCGACAAGAAGUACCGCCGGGAGAGUGCCUCAGUGGUGGACGAGUUCUUCUCCACAGAGAAGCCCACUUCGACCCCCUACAGCGUGAACAUCAACGUGAUACUGCCAGACACGACGCACCUGCGCACUGGACUUUACCGGCCACCCAAACCCAUGACACCCUUCCCACAGAUCAAAACAGAGCCCGGCACCAGCUUUGCCCAGCCCUGCUCUUCUGCCUCGGGCUCCACACAGACCCUGCCCGACUUCACCAGUGUCUUCAGCAUGCCCCAGUCCGUGGCAGUGAACAACAUCUUCAUCAAGCAGGAGAUGCCUUCUGAGAUCCCCUUGUCCGCCAACCCACAGCAAUCCCAGCUUUACCAGAUGCCUCUCGGCAACGGCAGCGCUGACAUUACCACGCUGACGUCCUCCUCCAACAGCACCACGGCCAUCAACAGCCUCAGUGGUGUUACCAUGUCCACAGGGAACACCAUGUCCAGUGUGGUCCACCGAGCUGUCCAGCCAGGAGGGCCAGUGAAGCAGUACCCGCACGUCUCCCAGGGACAGGGAAACUUCAACAUCUCAGGGCAGUUCUACCCUGCUCCGGGGGUGAAUCUGCCCCCUUCGCCCCCCAACUCACAGCCUGGCAGCCCAGAAAAUCAACCCGAGCUCAUCAACACCAUCUCUCCCCCACCAUCCUAUGAAGCCACUUUUGGACUGAAGUUGGUCCAGUCAUCCCAGGUCCCCCCCGUCCCCAAUGGCCUUGGCACCCUCUCCCAAGGGCACGUUGUCAUGCAGCCCCCCAAAUACAACAGACGCAACAACCCUGAGCUGGAGAAAAGGAGGAUCCAUCACUGUGACUACCCAGGUUGCUCAAAAGUUUAUACCAAGAGCUCCCACCUGAAGGCACACCAGAGGACUCACACAGGUGAGAAACCCUAUAAAUGCACGUGGGAAGGCUGCGACUGGCGCUUUGCCCGCUCCGACGAGCUGCCCCGGCACUACCGAAAGCACACGGGGGCCAAGCCCUUCAAGUGCCUCGCCUGCGGCCGGUGCUUCUCCCGCUCCGACCAUCUGGCUCUCCACAUGAAGCGGCACCAGAACUAG
This is a messenger RNA of Leptosomus discolor (cuckoo roller), 1131 nucleotides long. NCBI's taxonomy places the organism in Eukaryota, Metazoa, Chordata, Aves, Leptosomiformes, Leptosomidae. The record is from RefSeq and is a predicted model, not a curated record.